This is a messenger RNA of Alternaria viburni, 279 nucleotides long. RefSeq lists its product as uncharacterized. Lineage: Eukaryota; Fungi; Ascomycota; Dothideomycetes; Pleosporales; Pleosporaceae. Bases 1 to 279 code for a protein of 92 amino acids. The record is from RefSeq and is a predicted model, not a curated record. The transcript has 2 exons.
AUGGCGGAAUAUCCACGGCAAGCUGGAACGGUCGAUGGGCAGGUGCCCCCAUCGGAUGAGCCUGCGACCGCUCUUCCACCUCGAGCAGCUCAAAUGUCGAUACGGCAAUUCGUCACUCUCCAAGCCGAAGCCAUUCUCGCCCACGACUUCACCCUUGAUCUUGCGUCCGUCACCCGCACCGGACAAGUCGACCCAGGCUCGGAUUUCUUCAGCAUCAUGGAUUUAGCACAGGAUGGCUAUAAGCGACGAGCAGCGACGGCUAGCGGCGCCGCCGGCUAG